Molecule: messenger RNA, 1125 nt
Organism: Trypanosoma brucei brucei TREU927
Lineage: Eukaryota; Euglenozoa; Kinetoplastea; Trypanosomatida; Trypanosomatidae
Product: protein transport protein Sec13, putative
Exons: 1
Coding region: 1-1125 (374 amino acids)
Biological process (GO): COPII-coated vesicle budding; protein import into nucleus
Cellular component (GO): nuclear pore outer ring; COPII vesicle coat
Molecular function (GO): protein binding; structural molecule activity
Source: RefSeq, a predicted model, not a curated record
AUGCUUCAUUCAACUAGAUACCCGUCGCAAAACCGCACUAUUGGUGGCUACGGCCAGGCAGCACCAGUGGCACCCCAUGAUAUGCAUCAACAGAGACAACCACAGCAGCCCCAACAAUUCCAGCAGCAGCAACCUCAGGAACAUCAGGACAUAAUCCACGACACGCAAUUCGACUACUACGGACAGCAACUCGCGACCGCAAGCUCCGACCGCACUAUAGGCAUUCACACGGUCCGAGACGGUCAGAUGCAGCGAGUUGCGACCCUCAUAGGUCAUGAGGGUCCCGUGUGGAUGGUGAGUUGGGCACACCCGCGCUUUGGCACUGUCUUGGCAUCGGCUGGCUACGAUCACAAGGCAAUUGUAUGGAAAGAAGUGUCGCAACCCACACGCCAAUGGCGACCAGUGCAUGUGAUUGACAUUCACCAGGGUAGCGUCAAUGCCGUACAGUGGGCACCCGAAUCUCCCAUGCUUGCGACGGCGAGUAGUGAUGGCACCGUGGCAGUAACAACAUAUGAAGAGGGUGCCUGGCGUGAGAGCGUUAAACUGAGUAACAACAGCAACAACAUCGCACAUGCCAUGGGAGCCACAUGCGUAUCAUUUGCGCCCACUUGUCCACAGUUGGGUAACGGGAGGCUUUUGGUCUCUGGUGGAUGUGACUCACGAGUUCGUUUGUGGUACUUACCCGAAGGCGGCGCUGCUGGGGCCCAUCCCUAUCACUUCCUGGAGUUGCUCGAAGGUCACACAGACUGGGUGCGAGACGUUGCUUUCGAACCUCUUUCCGCUGCGACGCGAUACGCAGUUAUUGCUAGUUGCGGACAGGACAGGAGUGUCAUCAUUCACCGCAAACAGUGGAGUCACCUCACGACUUGUAUUGAUGACCGGGGGUUGCGGAGCGGCGAAGGGGGAAGGGAUGCCAUGGGAGAGGUGAGCGGUGGUUGGGAGCGCAGUUGCGUCCUCUUCGAUGAGCCGGUAUGGCGUCUCUCGUGGUCGCCCACUGGAGGCAUGCUGGUGGUUACAACUGGCAAUUCGGAAGUGUUUAUCCUCCGUGAAGGCAAUGAGUUUUGCCAACCAUGGUUUAAAACACCUCUCAGCGAAUACGAAAACCAAAAUCAGCGGGUUCACUGA